AUGAAGAGGGAGGAGAGGAAGUGGGGGAAGCAUGUGGCACGGGAGAGGUGGAAAGGGGGUUUAGGGCUGGGAGUGUUAGAACUAGCUGGCUGUAAACUCACAUAUGAAUCCUGUGAGGCUCUGACCUCAGCUCUGCAGACACCAAACUCCCCCGUAAGAGAACUGGACCUCAGCUACAAUGACCUGGGAGACAGAGGAGUGGAGCUGCUCUGUGUUGGACUAACCAGUCCACUCCGCAACAUGGAGAGACUUGUACUGGAUCACUGUGACCUCACAUAUAAAUCCUGUGAGACUCUGACCUCAGCUCUGCAGACACUAAACUUCCCCCUGAGAGAACUGGACCUCAGCCACAACAAUGACCUGGGAGACAGAGGAGUGGAGCUGCUCUGUGUUGGACUAACCAGUCCACUCUGCAACAUACAGACACUAGUUCUGGGUCAGUGUGGUCUGACAGAGGGUUGCUGUUCUGAUCUGGCCUCAGUCCUGAGUUCACCCAACUCACAACUGAACCACCUGGAGCUGAGAGACAAUGACCUGCAGGACUCAGGAGUUACACUGCUGUCUGCUGGACUGAAGGAUCCAGACUGUAAACUACACACACUGGGUCUAGGUCAGUGUGGUCUGACAGAGGGUUGCUGUUCAGAUCUGGCCUCAGUCCUGAGUUCACCCAACUCACAACUGAAACAACUGGAGCUGAGAGACAAUGACCUGCAGGACUCAGGAGUUACACUGCUGUCUGCUGGACUGGAGAAUCCAGACUUUACACUGCUGUCUGCUGGACUGGAGGAUCCAGCCUGUAAACUACACACACUGGGUCUAGGUCAGUGUGGUCUGACAGAGGGUUGCUGUUCUGAUCUGAACUCAGUCCUGAGUUCACCCAACUCACAACUGAAACAACUGGAGCUGAGAGACAAUGACCUGCAGGACUCAGGAGUUACACUGCUGUCUGCUGGACUGGAGGAUCCAGACUGUAAACUACACACACUGGGGCUAUCUGGCUGUCUGGUCACAGAGGAGGGCUGUGCUGCUCUGUCUUCAGCUCUGAGGUCAAACCCCUCCCACCUGAAAGAGCUGGACCUGAGCUACAAUCACCCAGGAGACUCUGCAGGGGGACUGCUUUCAGCUGCUCUGUCUUCAGCUCUGAGGUCAAACCCCUCCCACCUGAAAGAGCUGGACCUGAGCUACAAUCACCCAGGAGACUCUGCAGGGGGACUGCUUUCAGCUGCUCUGGUAGAUCCCACAUAUAAACUGAAUGUGGAUAAUGGUGGAGAGUGCAGGCUGAAAUCAGGUCCGAGGAAAUAUGCCUGUCAUCUCACCUUAGACCCAAGAACAGCAAACCCAAACCUGAUACUGUCUGAGGGGAACAGGAAGGUGACACCGGUGGUGGAGGAGCAGCAGCAUUAUGAAGACUAUCCAGACAGAUUUGACCGUUAUCGCCAAGUUCUCUGCAGAGAAGGCUUAUCUGAUUCUCGUUAUUACUGGGAGGUGGACUGGGAUGGUGGUGGGCCUGCUAUUGGUGUGGUGUACAAAGGAAUGUUGGGAAGGGCUGGCAUUUGUAUUGGACUCACCAGCAAUUCCUGGUGUAUGUACUGCUCUGACAGCGUUUAUGACUUUUACAAUGCUGGAGUCCAUAGUAGAUCCAUUCUUGGCCCUGUAUCUAGCAGAGUAGGAGUGUAUCUGGACUGGCCAGCUGGUACUUUGUCCUUCUAUAGUGUGUCCUCCUCUGGUACACUGACACACCUUCACACAUUCUACACCACGUUCACUGAACCCCUCUAUCCUGGGUUUGGGUUUCUUUUGUUGAAAACCUCCUCAGUGACCCUGUAUCAGAUCAACGACAUUCAAAGAGACCAUGGUGGAGAGAGUUGGAUCAAGCCUGGACCUGAGGACACCAGAGACCAUGGUGGAGAGAGUUGGAUCAAGCCUGGACCUGAGGACACCAGAGACCAUGGUGGAGAGAGUUGGAUCAAGCCUGGACCUGAGGACACCAGAGACCAUGGUGGAGAGAGUUGGAUCAAGCCUGGACCUGAGGACACCAGAGACCAUGGUGGAGAGAGUUGGAUCAAGCCUGGACCCGAGGACACCAGAGACCAUGGUGGAGAGAGUUGGAUCAAGCCUGGACCUGAGGAUACCAGAGACCAUGGUGGAGAGAGUUGGAUCAAGCCUGGACCUGAGGACACCAGAGACCAUGGUGGAAAGUGUUGUAUCAAGCCUGGACCUGAGGACACCAGACACCAUGGUGGAGAGAGUUGUAUCAAGCCUGGACCUGAGGACACCAGAGACCAUGGUGGAGAGUGUUGUAUCAAGCCUGGACCUGAGGACACCAGAGACCAUGGUGGAAAGUGUUGGAUCAAGCCUGGACCUGAGGACACCAGAGACCAUGGUGGAGAGAGUUGGAUCAAGCCUGGACCUGAGGACACCAGAGACCAUGGUGGAGAGAGUUGGAUCAAGCCUGGACCUGAGAACACCAGAGACCAUGGUGGAGAGAGUUGUAUCAAGCCUGGACCUGAGGACACCAGAGACCAUGGUGGAGAGAGUUGGACCAAGCCUGGACCUGAGGACACCAGAGACCAUGGUGGAGAGUGUUGUAUCAAGCCUGGACCUGAGGACACCAGAGACCAUGGUGGAGAGAGUUGUAUCAAGCCUGGACCUGAGGACACCAGAGACCAUGGUGGAGAGAGAUGUAUCAAGCCUGGACCUGAGGACACCAGAGACCAUGGUGGAGAGUGUUGUAUCAAGCCUGGACCUGAGGACACCAGAGACCAUGGUGGAGAGAGUUGUAUCAAGCCUGGACCUGAGGACACCAGAGACCAUGGUGGAAAGUGUUGUAUCAAGCCUGGACCUGAGGACACCAGAGACCAUGGUGGAAAGUGUUGUAUCAAGCCUGGACCUGAGGACACCAGAGACCAUGGUGGAAAGUGUUGGAUCAUGCCUGGACCUGAGGACACCAGAGACCAUGGUGGAGAGAGUUGGAUCAAGCCUGGACCUGAGGACACCAGAGACCAUGGUGGAGAGAGUUGUAUCAAGCCUGGACCUGAGGACACCAGAGACCAUGGUGGAGAGUGUUGUAUCAAGCCUGGACCUGAGGACACCAGAGACCAUGGUGGAGAGAGUUGGAUCAAGCCUGGACCUGAGGACACCAGAGACCAUGGUGGAGAGAGUUGGAUCAAGCCUGGACCUGAGGACACCAGAGACCAUGGUGGAGAGAGUUGGAUCAAGCCUGGACCUGAGAAAUGGAUUCCUCAGAGCUGUAAGAAUUGUGAACAUGUUGAGGACUCCACACACUGGCUUCAGAUUGAACCCUUGACUUCCACUGUCCAGGGAGGGACAAUGUUCAGACACAGGACACCCAAAGGGAGUUAUGAGUGCACAGUGUCUGGGCUCCGCUGGCUGUGUGAGAGAGAUGUCAUUCUGAAGUAUCACUUCAGGAACUGGAAUCCAUACAGUCAACUUCUGAAAGACAUGCAGUACACACAAGGUGGUCCAUUGCUGGACAUCACUAUGGAGUUAGGUGAACUGGAGGAAGUUCAUCUGCCACACUGUGUCUGUUUAGGGACCAACCCUUCCCUGAGGAAUGAGAUGAAGAUUCUUCAUGCAGAGGAACAUGGAGUGUCUUUAGAGGAAGUGCAUGAGGUCACCAGAUUCCAUGCUAAGAUUCUCCAUCCCAAGUUCUCACCUAUCUCUGUUAUACUGAGAUUACUGUCUUGGAACAUAGACGUCCACUGUGACGUGGUCCUCUACAUGGCAGUAAAAAGGUCAACAGUCAUUUCAAGGCUGUACCUGCUCCUCAGAAACUCCAGUCAGAAAGAGGCUGUUCAGGAACGGGAGAAAAACCAGGUGUCCAAAGGAUUUUCAGAAUUCGUCCUGUCAAGUCCAAACGGGUCCUUAAAGCUGAACAGUUGGUUUGCGUUCAAGAAUCCCCGCUCCACUUCCAUCAAUCCAGAGAAGAUUCAGCUGUUACCUGCAGACACCACACCAAGCUGUUGCCAGAUGAUAAUGGGAAACACAGGGGUUGACAUUGAGAUGGAGUUAAUCGGGGAGGAUGAGAGGACAGUAUGGAAAUCAGUUUUAUCAAAAGAUGUGUACAGCAACGACUCUCAUCCAACAUCAUUAAUACUCCUUGGGAUUCCUGCUGAGGAGUUUCUGAAGAAACACAGGGCUGUACUCAUUCAGGAGUCAAAAACACAAUGCCAAUAGCAGAUGAUCUGUCAUCAAAGAGCAUGAUUGGUGAUGAAGAGUACUCCAGAAUAAAAGCUGAAACAACUGAACAGGAGCGAAUGAGAGAACUACUGAACGCAGUCCUCCCUAAAGGACCAGAAGUGACGGGAGCUUGUCUAAAAGCUCUCAUUGAACAUGAACACCAUCUUGUUAAGUACUUGAGUGAAUCUAGCACCUAAUCUGAAGAUGCCAUGGCCUGUCUC
Molecule: messenger RNA, 4421 nt
Organism: Oncorhynchus gorbuscha (pink salmon)
Lineage: Eukaryota; Metazoa; Chordata; Actinopteri; Salmoniformes; Salmonidae
Exons: 20
Coding region: 1-4197 (1398 amino acids)
Molecular function (GO): protein binding
Source: RefSeq, a predicted model, not a curated record